Messenger RNA from Candidula unifasciata, 645 nucleotides. Lineage: Eukaryota; Metazoa; Mollusca; Gastropoda; Stylommatophora; Geomitridae. The record is from the annotation of a GenBank genome assembly.
AUGGCUACUGCAAAUGUAAGAGUCGGUGCCAAUCCUCCAGUUUAUGAUCGUAACGAAAUUAGACCGGGUAAUUCAGCAGGAAGAUGUCUGAUUGAAAAUUGGGUGGAAGAACGUGCUAACAUCGGCCGUGACCCACCAGUCGAUAGAGAGUAUAAUCUGGCUGAACGGGCUGGGCAGUUACGAAGUGGACACAAAGGCCUUCUCACAAUUGAUGAUGAAGCAAAAGUAGAAAGCAUUACAACUGUUCGGGAAACAUACACUCCUCCUGACAUAGACAAAACAAGGCAUAUAGGAAUUCGCAGGGAACUUAUGGAACAAGCAUUUAUAAAAACUGUCAGUGAAGAAAUGCUGGAGGAGAAGAGAAAGAAAGAAGCAGAAGAGAGAGCACGUCCAAUAUUGUCAACAUAUAUUGAGGACUACACAAGAGAUUUCCCGAAGAGAGAGCUUGUAAUUACAAAGAAUCAUGAUUAUAUCAGUGAGCAACCAGUUACUUUCUGGACUGAGCACAAGGACAAGAUACAUGGCGUCACUCAGGUAAAGACUGGAGAUUCUGCCUUUAGACGAAAUGAUGCCUUCACUAAACCAAUUGGAGAGUACUGGGAUGAACCAAAGCCUAUAGAACUGGACAACUACCCUAUGAUGUAA